Peromyscus leucopus (white-footed mouse) is the source of this 1104-nucleotide messenger RNA. Its product is annotated as NACHT, LRR and PYD domains-containing protein 5-like. The coding region runs from base 1 to 1104 and encodes 367 amino acids. Gene Ontology annotation, biological process: regulation of inflammatory response. The record is from RefSeq and is a predicted model, not a curated record. NCBI's taxonomy places the organism in Eukaryota, Metazoa, Chordata, Mammalia, Rodentia, Cricetidae. The transcript has 3 exons. Gene Ontology annotation, molecular function: protein binding. Gene Ontology annotation, cellular component: nucleus; cytosol; cell cortex.
AUGAAGAAGUCAGAUGAGGCAGAAGGGAAUGUGGGGAAUAGGGGGAAGAACAAGUCAGGCUUUGAGUCGGAGUCUAAGCUGAAACCUAAGAAAGGAGAGAUGGGAGAAUGGAGCUCUGUUUCAGGUGCAGAGGUAACCCUCGGCCUUCAGUACCUCUGGGUGACCCUCAUUAGCAACCGGAAGUUAAAAUACCUCAACCUGGGGAACACACUCAUGAGGGACGAUGACAUCAAGUUAGCCUGCGAAGCGUUAAAACACCGGAACUGCUCCCUGGAGACUUUGCGAUUGGAUUCCUGCGAGUUAACCUCCGCCUGUUACCUGGAGAUCUCCAAGCUGCUUCUCUCAACCACCAGCCUCAAAUCUCUCAGUCUGGCAAGAAAUAAGGUGGUAGAAAAAAGCAUGAGGUCGCUCUGUGAGGCCUUGAGUAGCUCCCAGUGUUCACUGCAGAAGCUGAUACUGGACAGCUGUGACCUCACAUCUGCCAGCUGCGGUUUCCUGGCACUGAUGCUUAUCAACAACAAAAAGCUGACCCACCUGAGCCUGACGAUGAACCCCAUGGAGGAUGGCGGGGUGAAGCUUCUGUGUGAGGCUCUCCGGGAGCCGACAUGUCACCUCCAAGAGCUGGAACUGGUGGACUGCCAGCUCACGGAGGAUUGCUGCGAAGAUCUGGCCUGCGUGAUCACAGCCAACAAGCAAUUGACGAGCUUGGAUCUCGGUAACAACGCCCUGGGUGACGUCGGAGUCAUGGCCCUGUGCAAGGGGCUGAGGCAUGAGGACAGCUCCCUGAAGAGACUUGGGUUGGAGGCCUGCGGGUUGACUUCCGAAUGCUGUGAGGCACUGUCACUGGCCCUGUCUUCCAACCAGCUCCUCACCAGCCUAAACCUGACAAAGAAUGACUUCAGUACGUCGGGGAUGUUGAAGCUGUGCUCUGCAUUCCUGCAUUCCACCUCUAAACUUCGGAUAAUCGGCCUGUGGAAGCAACAGUACUAUGCCCAGGUGAGAAGGCAGCUGGAGGAAUUGCAGUUUACAAAGCCCCAAAUGGUGAUUGAUGGUGAUUGGUAUUCCUUUGACGACGAUGACGACCGUAACUGGUGGAAAAACUGA